UGGGCGUGGUCGUUAGUAGUUCGGUUGCACUGGACGUUCCCCAUCAACUUUUGCUACUCGAUGAGCGUUUUGCAAAGCUAGUUAGCUAGCCACGUAAGAUACAUUUGAAGCAUUUUGUUGUGUAAUGGGGUGCAUAUAUGUAUUUUGGAAUCCAGUCGGGAAUUUGCAGUCGUCAAGAAAUCAGUAAAUUCCAGAAGUGACGAGGAGACUCCAUUUUCCCAGGCUGCUGGCCUGGCUAACCAGCGACACGGCAGAGUGGCAACUGGAUGCUGUGCUAGGCUAACUCUCCCUGCAGGGGAACCGCAGCUCCAGCAAGCCAGGAGCUUGUAAUAAAUAGUCAAACUGACGAUACUUUCGUUGACUACAAAAGACUCCCAGGUAUGUGUCAGCUGUUUUCUAGCACUGUGGGGGUGUCUUGUGUCGUGGGCUAGCCUGGUUUCGAUCAACGGGUUGUUGCAGCCAUCUACGUUAGCAUUAGCUGCAGAGCCCAGCUGAUAGCUCAGCUGAUAGCUCAGUUUAGAUGCUACACAAGCAGACGAGCUAAGCUAUAGUGCUACAACAGAAGCUAACGGGAACCAGGGCACAUUCCUCAGCCACACGUAACCUUAUCAUUUACUGCUUAUUGGAAGCAUGGGGGUAUUCAGCGCAGUUUAAGGCCUGUCUGCAUGACGGGGUUGUUAUUGUACUCAGAUAAGUGAUCAAGAAAUUGAUGUUAUACUGCUUUGAUGUCGGAGAAGAUUAGCUGGAAUGCACAACUGAUGAUUGUGGUUUGUUAUUGUUGUCAUAGCGGUACUUUGACCCUGUGAUUGCAGCAUGCUGAUGGUGGGAGGCAAUGGACGGAUGCACUAGAAUGAGUGUGAAGGAGCUGUGUGAGACCGAUGACCUGGCAACUGGUUUGGUGCUGGACCCUCUGUUGGGCUUCAGCACCCACAAAAUGAACAUAAGGUACUGAGGCAGUCUGUGCAAUGUCACCAAAUAACCACUGGAUCAUAACAGAACUCAUACGUUAUUGUAAACACAAUCAUACAGAUUUCUUAAGUAUUGCAGCACUCCUUCACUUUCUGCAAAUCAAUGUUUUCCAUAAUGUGUGUUUACAUGCUAUCACACCCACUCAUCUCUGUCAAGUCUCCAAUUAAACAUACAAACAAGUUUAGCUUUUGGGAGUCUAGUUUAUGCCAGUUUGUGCAAACAAAGUUUCCUGUGCAGUAUUUCCACAAACAAAUGUUGUAAGACACCAUUUCUGACCACUGAAUGUUCCUUUUCAAAUGGAAACAAUUUAUUAGAACUAUUACUUUUCCCAACCCCACCACUGAAGUAUAUUCUAUACUGUAUUAUACUAUGGUAUAUUGCUGCUUGUUCUUUUUGCUGCAAAUGCUUAAUUAGGUGUUGAAACAGAUGUCAUGCAGCUUUUUAUAGGUGAUAAAACAUAUUUGAUUUUAAAUAUUAAAUACAUACCUCUAACCUUAUGUAUCUUUCCUUAGCACAUAGAUGUAUACAUCCACACACUUUUUUAACUCCCUGUCAUGCUGGUAUUCUUGAGUGACAUUCUUGUCCCUUCACUCCUUUGCAGUCCCCCACCAGAGAUUCGGCGAUGGGGUAACCUCAAAGAGACUCUAUUGCGCUUUCAGCGUACCCAUGACUUCAAUGCCACGUUUGAGGCGUUGACAGUAGGUGAACUGGCUGGUGACUACUUCAAUGCCUUGGGAAGUCAUCGACAGGAGCUGCUGAGGCAACAUGUAAGCUGGUGUUUUACCUCCAGAAUAGUCAAGAUGUUAAAUUGUGUCGCAUAGUUAAUGCAUAAUCAUUCACCCCCCCCCCCCUUUAUUUUUGUAGCAAAACAAAUCUGUAAAAAUAUUUUUAUUAUGACCCUUUUGCUUUUGCAUUUAGUACAUAUGAAGUAAUUGUGGUUGAUGAAUGUGUGACUGGAAAGUUAAGGUAGCAUCUAACUUAUCUCUGCUGUCUGUAGGUGUACCGCUACCUUAGUGCUUUUCUGUUGGAUAGUGGCAUCAAGAUUGAGUCGUGUGACCGAUACUCCUCUGAGACAAAUGGAGCAAAGAUAACCUCCACAAGGCACUGGUAAUCAUCCACAUUCCCAACAGCUUUUUUAUCAAAGCAACAUGCAUCUGAACCAAAAGUGCCGAAUUUUCUGGGUUGUGUUUUCUUUUUCUUUGGAAGUAAACUUUGUGCUGCUUAAAUUCUUUCUCUAUAGGUUUAUCGGUGAGCGGGUGGAGGUCCUGCUUGGUUGCAUAGCGGAGCUGAGCCCCACUGACAGCGCCGUGCUGAGGGCAGGAGUCAAUGACUUCAGUGUGAUGUAUUCCACGCGAAAGCGCUGUGCCCAGCUCUGGCUCGGGCCUGCAGCCUUCAUUAACCAUGGUGGGUUUGUUUGCAUUCAUGACUCAUUCUUUCCCAGCUCGCACACACACUCGCACACACACACUCAUGUACCAAAUUGAAAUCCUUAUAGCUGUUAUAGGCUGUCACCUUCGCCUGGCACAAAAGUUUUUAGUGGCACAGUCUGAGGUCCAGUUUUCCACACCACAUAACAUUCACAACAUAAAAAUGGAGGAAGCUAUCACUCUCACACUGACUGACAGAUCUUUUAUUAUUCUUAGUCACACUAUACAACAAUUAAGUCUUAGUCACUUUUUUGUAAUGUUUUAUAACUGACACACACAAGCUGAAAGAUCCCUGUGUGUGUGUGUGUGUGUGUGUGUGUGUGUGUGUGUGUUUUGUACUUUUCUCUUCUCAAAGAGGGAGGGAAAAUUUAAAUGGAACACCUGUCAAUAUUACACAUUCCAGUAAACAACCAAGUCCCACCACAGCUUCAGUUACCAAUUCACAGAACAGCUUUCUGAUCAUGUCUUCCAUUAGCAUGAUGCCUAAUAUCUACUUUAUGAGCGUCCCUUAACAUAAAUAAUUAUGCACAUAAUUUCAUAUCAUACAGUUUUGACCUGGGAAACUGUGAACACUAUUAGCAACGUGUGUGUUUGUUAAAUUGAGACAAAGUGAUUACUCACUAUUUAGUCCUUAAAGUUUGAAUAUCACUCCACAUGAAUAAAAAAAAGAGUCCAGUUUUAGAUUAAUCAGGAACAAAUGUGCACCAAAAAGUUAAUGUACAGCUACUCAAGUGUGACAGUGUAUGAUAACAACUAAACCUGAAUCUAAUAUAACUAGAAAAAUGCUGUAAAUCAUCUUAUUAAAUGAUGUAAAAAACAGGGUUAUUACUCGUUUUAACACAUAUUGGACUAGGUUUAACGUCUACAUAUGGGAAUAACUUAGAUCAAACAUAACAGAACAUUUUAGUCAUUCUGCUCAGGCUGUGGAAUAUUUUACUAUCAAUGAAAAUUUAUGAACAAGGUGUGUAGUGAUGAUUUUGUAAAUUGUUUUUUUUUACACUUCCCUUCAGCUACAUCUCUGCAAAGUGUGUGAUUGUUUUUUUUUUUUUUGAAGUAGUAAUUUUAUUACUCAACCAAGUUGUCAGUCUCACAGAUAAGCAGCUUGCUUCACAGUGUUUAAUGAGAUGUAAUGUGUACAAAAGAUCCAGUGAGAUUCUGCUUAAUUCCUUGGUCCACUCAGAGGCCAGUUUCUGACAAGAUCUCCUAAUAGUGUUUGAGAGUUAAUCAGCUUAGCCUGUGAGUCUUUUGCUCAAUGAAUGAAUUCAUCACAAACCAGCUGAUCAACAAAACAUGAAGUCAUUUAUUCAUGACUCUGACUGAAUACUUUUUAAUAGCUUCAAAUCUUUUUUGUGUUUUUCUCCCAUCGUUUCUCCUUCUGGGCUGAAGACUGCAAACCAAACUGCAAGGUAAUCGGCUCUUUUUACUUAUCUUUGCUCUCAACUGAUAAGAAAAAAUCAGGGGAUAUACUUCCUACUUUAAAAUGAAUGCACCUUAUUUGCUUUAUCUUGUCAUUAGCUUUUAACUCUUCCCCUGCUCUGUGUCACUUUGUCCCAUGGGUCUACCCUUUUGUCUUUGUCUUACACUGUUUUUUUCCUUUUCACCCGCCCAGUUCCUCCCUAGUGAGAAGAACAUUGCGUGUGUUGAAGUGAUUCGACCCAUAUCACCUGGGGAGGAGAUCACAUGUUACUAUGGUGCCAGCUUUUUUGGAGAAGGCAACGAAAUGUGUGAAUGCUGCACCUGUGAGAGGUGUGUCCAUCAUCUGAUCAGACAUUGUCUUUAUGAUGACUUCUUUUACCUCUUUUUGAGUGAAUAUGAAGUACGAUAGGUAGACCCUUUUUAACAGGAAUUUUAAUUUGAAAUGUAAAUUCCUCUUUAGGAACGGGGAAGGUCAUUUCAAACAUCGGGGGAAACAGCCUGAUUGUGAAGAAACAAAGGAUCCUGUAGGCCAGAAGUACCGCCUGAGGGAGAGGUAUCUCCGUCAUCACAGAGAGAAGGGCCACUUUCCUUCGAGGCCGACGAUACCAGGGCUGCACUCGGGUAUCUUUAAAGGUAACUGCUCUAUGACUUGGCCUUCAAUCCUAUUCUUUAAAUCUUAUCUCAUGCAAACAUACAUUGUACUUGAUUGCCUUCCUUUAAGUCCCCCAAAUUAUAGAACAAUUUAAUAGCAGUUAUGUCAACAUUAACAGCUUGUAAUACUAAAUGCUUGGCAGUCUGCUCUGUAGUUGUUAAAUGCACCGUUAAAUUGAAGCCUUAGGACAACCGGUAUGGCUCAUUUGUUAAUUUGUACAAACUGUGCUGCGAUAAAGGUUUCAAAAUGGCAAUGCAUCAGAAUUAAGAUCACAAAAAAAUGUUUGCAAAAACCUAGUACAGAGGUCGGCUUUGACUUUCCCACUGUACUACCCCACAUACACUGUGACAUUUUUAAAACCUUGGCUUCUCUGAUUUUAGCUGAAAAGAUUUCAAUGCCUUGAUGAAUCAAUCAAAGCAAAAAGGACUUUUAUGACGGAGUUCGAGAGCUGUAUAUAUUCUUGAAAACCCACAUCUCUGCUUUGUCAGAGCUAAAAUAUAAUCAGGCUCAAGCAGUCAGUCAGCUCUUUAUGACCAAUUUGUCUCACUCUCUGGAAACAGAUGGCAUUGUUGAAUGGCUCUGUAAUUACUGUGAAUACAGUCAUUAAAGUAAGAGUUUGAAACAUGAUCUACAGCAACAUUAGGCCUGUUUCAGGAAGUAGAUUGUGGUUCUUCUCGCUGACAUAAGCUUUAAAAACUGCAUAGAGCCAAAAGUUGAUGUAUUCGUUGAUUGUGAAAUUGUUAAAGCGCCUGUUUUUUGUUGCCUUGUGGAAAUGUGUAUUAAUGUGACAACAGUAGGGAUUUUGGAUGCAUGAUAAAUCAUAUAAUGCUGUCUUCUUUUGUAAGAAAUUAGGAACUACAGAUUGUAAAACCCACAGGACACAUUGACUAAAAAGAAUUUGAUACUUUAAAUUUUUGUUUUUGACACGUCAAAUGGUGUCAAGUCUGGAAAAUUAGUCUUUUGCUGAUAUUCAAGGUCAGAACUGUCCUGAAUUAAAGACUUUUCCUGAAUUUUCUUCCAAGCAGAAUCCAGAAUUUCAUCCACAGGGUUGUUCAUGUAAAACCCAAAUCCCUGCAUGGAUUUAAUGUCUUGCUUGUGUUUUUUGUUUUUGCAUUGUAUACAAAUUCCACUAUGAUUGAGAACUGGAUAAAGUGUUAGUUUGAGCCUAACUUUGUCACAUUGGAUGGGCCAAUGCUGUUUGUCAUUUGACCCGUUGUUGCUAAGGCCAGUAGAGCUGAUGGGCAUUAGUAAUUUUGUCAUUGUCAAAAAGGACUUUUCAGAAUUGUUGACAAAUUUUGCAAAAUGCGCAACGGAUACAAAAUAAUGGAAGCCAUUAUUAAUCAGUCAGUGAAGUGGUCAGGUGAAUGUUAUUGAGAGCUGAUGUUUGACAGUAUGUUUAUCAUACUACGGUUCAUUUUAAAAGUGAUCAUGAGAGAAUCUGAAAAGCAUAAUUUCUAUCUGAUUUCUAUCUGGACUAAAAACUGUCUUUAUCUUAAGCAGCUCUGUUUCUGUGUUUUUCUUUCUUUCUUACUUAGCCAUCCCCUCCAGGAAUUCCUUCACCCAGCAGAUGAGGAGGAACGCCUUGAAGAACAAAAAAUUAAAUCAAACAAAAAAGUGGAGACGAGAGAAGCACAGACGAUCAGGCAAACAUCCGCUGAAAUCCUCCACUUUUAAACAGCGUUGGGCGGCUCCGCUUUUGUCCCAAGUUACUUUGAAGGAUCUCAGUAUCAGAGUGCGGCGCCACUCAGUGGAGUUCUUACUCAGUUGUAAGGAUCCAAAAAGCAAAGAGAGAGCCUUGCUUCAGCAGCUGGAGGAAGUGAAGUCAAAUAGUAAUAGUGAGGUAAACUUGAAGCCUUUUACACUUAAUUCAUCCAUGUCAGCCCAUCAGAAAAGCAGACCUGCGGUGAAUGGCCCAGGUCUUAAUGGGAAGUCUGUCACAGUGGUGGAUAGGCAGGCUUCUUACCAGAGGACCUCUUUAAGAAAAAGAAACAUGGUUCAGUCCACGCCAACACAUCAAACGGGGAGCAGUAACACAGGCAACAAUACAACUGUUUGUCAGACUGAGGGAAUGAACAAAAGCGGCAGUGCAAUAAAACAAGAGACAGAAAAAGCAAUCACAGAAAGUCAAAGCAACAAGAGCAACGAGUGCGGCGUUACCGACACUGCUGCUGAGCUAACAGAGCACAGGACCAUCAGAGCGCCAUCCCUGUUAGAAGUUAGUCAGAACACCACAGACAGACCGGAGAAAGUUAGAGACAAUCCACUAAUAUCACUGAAGCAAUACCUUACAGUCAGUGUGACAAGGUUGUCAUUACCACCGAGUUUAGAUGCACAAAAUACUCUUUCAGUCAGGACAGACCAAGUGGAGUUGAGAGGAAAGAGCAGCCAGCGACACAGACCAGCCCCUCUAUCAGUGCAGACAAAGGGGAGAGGGUCCAGGUCUCAGCAGAGGCAGCGAGAAAACUCUGGGAUUUGUUCAACUGAGGGCAACAGAGGGGUAAGAGAGAUGUUUUUUAAGUCAGGUGAUAAAGUUAAUUUAAGGAAGCGAAAUGCAAGUGAAUCUGUUUGUGAUCUAUCCCGCAGCCAGAAAGAAGAGACAGAUAAUGUGAUCGAGAUACAGACUGUGUCAGAGGUAAAGGAUGUGAUGCAAACAGAACAGCAGGAAAUGGUGAAAAACCAAACUGAUGGGCAGGAAGAGAAGAUAAAAGAAUCUGUGAAGCCUCUGGGAAAGGUAAAAGAGUCAGAGUGUAAAAUAGUGCACAAUGAAAAAUCGGGGGGACAAAAUAAUGUAGAAUGUGUCCGAAUUACAGCUGAGGAGGGACUGCUUCAUCUGUCUGAACAGAUGGCUAGGUGUGUGAGUAAACAGCCACAGUACAGGCACAGACAAGAUGUAGUUCUAAAGCCUGCCAAGGUUUUACUGUCUGAUAUUUUAAGAAAAAAUGAAUCUUUUCUAGGUAAGAGGUUACAUGGAGAUAUUGUAGAGAGUGUUUUUUUAACCUCAACCUGUAAAGCAGCGCUAAAUGCUGAGGAGGAAAAGGCAACUGGCAGGAAUGGAGGCAGGUACCAGACUUCAGCACAGAGGAGGAUCAGGAGACGUCGAAGGAUGAGGCCUAGAACAGUGAAAAAAGUAGAAAGUAAAGGCAUCAAGGGACACUUGAGCAAAGAGGUUUCAGCCACAGUAAAGACUGAACUGAAUGAGGAAACUUUGUCCCUUCAGUCACCACAGAGACACAAAAACCCGCUGGCCAUCUGCCUAGAAGCACUACCUCACAAGUCAUUAUUAUCAGCAAAAGCCGUGACUAAUUUGUACUCAGACACCAAUCCACAGGCACACACCCAGUCCAACAUACCUCUGAAAAAACGAACAUUUCGCAGCUCUGUGGAGCCCGACUCUGAACAAGGUUUGAAUCCUGCCACAGAUAAAGCUUCCAAAGAAGUGGCAGAGUUGAAUUCAUCUGCAGAGCUGAGUCAGGAUGUUUGCACGACCUCAGAGGACAGAGGCAAACUGAAGAAACUUUUUAAACGCAGAAUAAGAAAGACUGAAAUCCAGAAGUUAACCCCAAAAAGGAUCACAACCUUUAACAGGGUACUUCGCUCUCGUGCUAAUAAUGUCCAACGAAGCCAUUUAUUAAGGAGAGCUCGGAGGUGUAAAUUAGAGAGGCAAGAUGAGGUCAGCAUUGACAUGGCUCAGACACCAGAGAGAGAUGAGCUCUUAGAAAGCAAACAAACCAAGACUCCAGCUAAAAUCCUGAGGCAGUGCAGGAAAACCACAAAUAAAUCCCAAAUAAAGGAGGAGCUGGAAAAGUUUCCUCAGCAAAGUGGUCUGGAGGAGACGAAGCCAGGCCUCAAUUUUAAGAUUCGAUUUAAGAGGAGGAAAGGAAGAGUAUGGGAAAUGCAGGGCGCAGGAUUUGAUAAUCUGGCCUUAAAAACAGAGACGGGAGAUGAGCUGGUGACAUGUGAUCCCUUUAAAGCCAUCAUGGAUUCAGUGUCGAUCUUAAACAUGGAGAUGGAAGCAGCUCAGGCUCAUGUGCAGGCUAGUAAAAAGUCCAAGAGCAGAUUACAUCGUUUGAAGAGGAGAGGGGAGAGGCGUAGUGAAAGGACAACAGUGACGGCCUCUUCAGACGCAAAGCCAGAUAAAGAUCUUGACAAAACUGUACGUGGGCCCACUGAAAUGUCUAAUGAUGAUGAAAUAAUUAAAGGCAAGCUUGAUGGGGAACUUCAGAAUGGAGUCAAGCUCCUGACAGAAAAAAAUAGAAGUCCUCAAAGUGAUGGGAUCGUAUUGCCAGCUGCAGGACAAGCAACAAAAAUUGAAGAUCGUUAUGUAAAGAAUUGCUGCUUGUUUGAAAUGGGGUCACAGCAGAAGCUGCCGUCUGAACUGGACUCAAAUGGUCUUCCUUUACCGGUGCUCAGAUUACGCAGAAAGGCAGAGGAUAUUUGGGAAGUGGAGAGCAAAGAAGAGCUGAGACAAACUCAACUCAAAGAAGAGCCUGCUGUGAAGAGAGAAUUAACAGGUCAUAUUUUAGGCAGACAAAAGAAAGGAUGUGUCGAUUUCAGCAAGUUGAAAGAAGAGUGCCCGUCUUUGCAGAGACUGAACAGCAACUCAGCACUCCUAAAAACAGAGCCCCCUCCAUUUUCCUUAUCUCUUUCACCGUUGUCUCUGUCUUCCCCACUUAAUGAAAAUAAGGCUGAAGUUAGAUCCUCAGCCGCAAACACAGUCAUUGACAGGCCAGAGUUGAACAGCGGGGGAAGGAAACAGAGGUAUAAAAUGGAGAGAGUGCACAAGUGUGGGCCUGUAGAAACACCCACCCCCUGUCUUAGUCACACUCUCCAACAAAUUGACAACAGUCUCUCUCGACUCUCUGAAGGCUUGUGUUCAUCUCAGACUCUGGAAAGGCCAACAGCCUCUUCCAAUACUUCCAGCUCAGUCAUCCAGCCCCCAGCCUCCCAGUCUCCUCCAUUCACAACUGCAGAUAGCAUGCUCUCCAGCGAGCCCAGCUUCUCCAACUGCUGUGAUGAUAUUCUAGACUUUCAGUGUCUGAACUUUGAGGGGUAUUAUCAGCCACAGAAUAUUCUUCCAUCCUCCCCAUCUGAUCUGUGCUCACUGGAUCCACCAACAGAUCCUUUCAGCAGUCCUCUUUCUCACAGCCCCUCUGAUACAUGGACCACUGAGACGCCAUACCUUGGCCCUCCCAGCCCAGGAAAUAACUUUACUAGUGAGGAUCUGCAGUUUUUUCCCGGUCUGAUUUCUUCCAAGGGUGACUCAGUUUCUCUAGAAUGUGAAGCGAAGGAUACCUCAAGAGACAGAAUCCAGCCCAACCCUGGUUUCAGUUUUUCAGCUCCUGGCAAUGCCGACAUGAUUGCCAAAGAAAGAAUUGUAAGUAAAAAUCUGGGAACGAGACCAUCAAGGGACGACCUGAGAAAUCAGGCUGUUUCUGUUGUCAACAAGCCUCGAUUUUUUGGCGCGACAUCAUCCUCUGUUACAUCCCAAAGUCCUGUUACAAUAACCCAAACUCCCAUCAACUUCAAAGCUGGCACCAGUCAACCCAAAGCCCAGUCUCACCUCAGAGCCCAGGGACCCUUCCACCGUAUGUCCAUUCCAAAUAAAUCCCAGACUUUCCCGAGCAGUCAGCCGAACACAGUCAGAGGAACCCCCCAGGCUUGCACAACAAAAUCCGUCCCUUCAUCCCAAGUGCCCAACAAAUUCCUGUCUCCUCAACUUUUCACUGUGAAAACUCCCAACCCCUCUGAUAACCUAUUUAAGCACGAGAAAACCUCGUCAGUCAUUCACCGGGUACUUAAGUUCCAGGGAGGGGACCAGAUUCAGAACCUGUACAGUGCACCUUGUAAAGACGCUAUGGCAACUGCUGGCAGCUCCAAUGUUUCAUCCAGAACAGUCAAUGCAAAACCAGGUGCUUUUGAGAGGAUCCACCAGAGUCACAAACCAGGUGUUGGUGCAGAUAGUUACCAAAAAGGCAAUGUGUCUCUUCAAGGGUUUGGAAAAGAUGUCCAACUCACAUCCUCCAGCAACCCCAGCAGGCCCAAUAUUCAUUUCAACAAACCCAACGCCUCUUUUCCUCAGUCUUUUAGCAAAAACAAGACAACGCCUGAAAAACACGAAAGUGUUGAGACAAACAUGAUGUACAAAAACCUCUCAUCACUGCCCAGACCUUUCUUUUUUCCCAGCAAAACACCAGAGAGUUACUCUUCAAUACAAGACAAGAGUCUAAAACAUGACAAGUCCACUAUGUCAGCCUCAGAGAAGCACCAGCCUUGUUACACCCAGCAGGACCCUUUCGACUUUAGCUUUGGCUCAUCUCUUUCACCCAUGUCUCAGCACAACAGCCCCCAAGUAGUUCACUCUACACCUCCCAGUACACCAGCACCAGGAGUCAAGAGUCAGUCCUCCACCUCCUCAGCCUCCUUCCCUUAUGGUUACCAAGGUCCUCCUUACGUGUUGAACUUUAGCGGAGACCAUUCAUUGACCCUCGGUCUCAGAGAUGGGGCUGAGGGUUAUCAAGGCUCAACAAACUACACCUACCAUUGCCUGAUGGAGCCUUCAGGCACCCAAGGGCGUCUGGUUCUUGAACCCUGCGGGCCCCAGCUCUCCAACCCAGCUUCCUUUUCUUUGGGAGGCUUUUCAGGGCUCAAGGGUCAGGACGAACACUGCAGGAAGGACAUGCAGCAACAGUGCCAGCCAGGGGAACACCAAGGCGCACCACACUAUGGACCUGUUACAUCAUCUCACUCUAUGGGUGCCACAAAACCCAAGAGGGUGAGGCUAGUGGUGACAGACGGCACAGUGGACUUAGAUCUCCAGUACUCGGAUUAAUUUAUACACAUCGCAGUCACUGGAGAAUAUUUGGAUGUUGUAAAACAAUAUUUUGUAAAAACUGUAAUUUAUAGUCUACCAGUUAUUAAUGAAAGUCCGCUGACUGACACUUUUCUAGAUGACUCUUUUUUGAUGGACUGUUAAUGAAUUGUACAGGGUUUUAACAGCAACAGGCUUAUCAGCUUGUUUUAACUACUGUAUGAUUUUUUUAUCAAAAAUGAGCUCUCCACUUCAAUUUGCUGACAAUACCAAAUUUUAAUCAGAAAAUUAACUACAAGGCAUUAAUACAAAUGUGACAAGGACUUUGACUCAAACAUUGAAAGCCCUCCUCAUGUACUGUAACAUAGCUGUAUGAUUUUUUUCUAUAACAUGUAUUGAAGUAGAGACAGCAGCACCUUCACUGGUUGCUGGUACUUGUAUGAGUUGGUUUUAAAAAGGCAGCUUUGUGCCACAGUCUUUGAUAUGUUCUUGUGACUUUUUGAAGCACCUGUUGACACAGUUCACCCUGGUUUCUAAACUCAAUAAGCUUUUGUUUUUUUUUUCCUCACUUGUUUGUGUGCAAGUGUCUGCAUGCAUUUUGGCAGGCAGGUGUUUAAGGGAUCAAAGUAAGGUGUGUUGUUGUACCUAAUUGUGAGUGUUGCUCUGCCAAAUUUCUAGUAAGGUCAUUAGUCAGUAGUGCAUUAAUGAACGGUUUGUGCAUGUACAGUGUACAGUAAGAUGAUUCCCUGACAUGAAAAAAAAAUAUAUAUAUAUUUAGGACAACUCUCCUAAAUGAAGAUCUGUCACAUAAUCCUGCAGCUCCAAACAGCUGUUCAGCUAUGGAUGAGUGAGUUGGAGAGACGACGGGAGGUUAUUUCAGGCCAUUUGUCCUUGAUGAAUUGAGGGACGGUACCGCAUGAAUUCUUUGUAUGAGAAUUCACUCAAUUGGAAGUUAAAGAAAAAGAUUUAAAUGUUACAUUGAGUAAAGUGACAAUCUUCACAGAGUGGCUCACUUUUGUCAUUCAUAUGGGUUUGUGUUUCAUAGAUUAUACAGAAAGAACAGUAGGAUAAGUUGUUCACAUCCAAUUGAUACUGUUUGUUAUGUUGUUGCUGAUGGAGCUACACGUUUAUAGGUGUUUGUAUUGUAAGCAGAGUUACUUGCUGUCGAUUGAGGAAGUCACACGAGCAUUCCCCUCAUGUCACAAUGUACUAUGUGUUAAACCCAUUUGACAUCCCUGGGCAGGGGUGUUCGAUGUGACUGCACAGCCUUACAUUACUAUCAUUAUAUUAUACUGUCAUGAUAUGAAAAGGCCAAUUAUUUAUUUAAUAUCCUCAUCCUUGAAAUGGUGCUUUAUUGUAAUUUAUAUUUCACAUUGAUUGUUCAAAUGAUGAAAUGUUUUUUUUAUUAUUAUUUAAUGGAACAAAGUACUGAAGUGAAUAUUUACAUCAAGUAUUUAAUUUCAAAGAAUUUGACAUCUUAUUCAGUUUUUCAGUUGUGAAAGGUUAAACUUUGUCCGUCUCUUUUCUAAUUGGCAGUUAGUCUUACUGAAAAUCUUCUGUAGAAAUGUAUAAAUGUAGCCUAUAUAUCAUUAAAGACACUUAAUUCCUUUUUCAUAUUUUCUGUCUUUGACUUUUUUGUGUUUACACUUCAAUUUUAAAGGUGCAGCAUGAUUUGGUUGAGGAUCAAUAUGAUCUUUUUUAUUUUCAGAACUAUUGGCAAUUUUGAUUGAUGGUCAUUGCACAUUAUGUCAUCACAAUUUCAGUCAAACUAUAAUAUCAUUAUAGUUAUGCUUCAUCAUAUUGUUUUGAUCAUUUGUAACCUUAAAACAAAAUCAUUGUCUUCAAAUAAUUCAAUUUGUCUAAAAAAAUUCUAAAAUACCACAGAUAACUUAUUAUCUGAAUUUACUAAAGAAAAAAAGUUUAAAUAUAAACAGUCAUCAAAUAGUUGCUGAUCAUUUUCAAAAUUUAUUGUCUCAUGACUUAUAAAUAAAUUAUAUUUAUGUCUACAGAAAUAGAUCCGUAGAGGUCCAACUACUAUUUAAAGUUUACAGUAAGUUAUUUUUAUGAGCUGAAGUUUAGAUGAUAUUGUUUACUGCCAGUUUAGAUGACUACAUUUUUCUGUUUAGCUUUACAUUUGCAUCAGUUAUUUGCAUUCAAAGCUUAAGGAGAAGAUACAUCCUCUUGGUUUAGUGCUCAGACUUCACUUCAUCCUCUCUACCUGUGCUUUCAUCCUACCCAAGCCAGUGUUUGUGUUUUUCCCCUCUUCCCUUCAAUCCUCUCCCUUUCUAAAGCUUAUGACCCACUUCUGCCUUUCAUUCUUGCUCUCAGUUGCAGCAAAGCAGUUAAUUCUGAUGCCAAGUAUAACAGUAUUUUCAUAAUGAGGACGGAAAGAGAAGGAGGGAUUAUCAUCCGUUAUAGUAGAGAGGGCGAGGGUGUCUUGGAGUUGGUACAAUUAAAGAGACAGAAGAAACAGGAAAAAAUAGGCUAAAAACUGUGAUAAAUAUUCAUAAGUAAACCCGGCCUUCUGUGCUAUCAGAGGAGUACACAGGUUAUGUGCUAAGCUAAGGUUUAUGCACAUUAAUUUCAUAUUGUUCCAGUUUGUUUAAAUUUCCUGAAAAAAUUAUAUUCUAUCUUAUUUACUAGAGUGGGGAGCAUAGUGACAGUUCUUAGAAGUACAGCGAGAUAAACAAAUCAGAGUUAUAGACUAAAACAGAGUUAUAGUCACAUUAAACUCUCCUGUGACAGAAAACUAUCAUACUUGCACUCAAUUGUUUCUCCUGAUGAUUUGAUACAUGGUCAGCAUUGAACUGCUGGCUGGUCUUAGUGCUUCCUAAAACAGUUAUUAAGGUCAGAAAAUUCAUGAAACUGAUUCAUCUAUUAUUUUUCAUUAUAUUAAGAACUAUAAUUUCUUAAUUCUGGCAUCUAGUCGCCUAAGUCACACAUCUGAGCAGGAGUUUCCAUUUUAACCAUCUAGAUUUUGUUCUGCUGUUUGAAGCCUGAAGGUUUGGUUUUUUUACAUGUGCCAUGUUAAUUUUUAGUUAGACGUGACUGUACGAGGUGAUUAAACAUUAUAGGAACCUGAGUUUAUCAUCAUCUAUAUGAUAAGAGUUACUCAGUCUGCACUGAAGGAACAUGUAUUUAUUAAAUAAGUUGUCAAUUACGAAUGCUCACUGGCCAGGUGAGGUGGUUGCAGGUGUACUUACGUAGCAAUGAAAUGCUACAAAUGACCAAUAACACUGGGGUACAAACUCUUUCUGCUACGGUCAUACAAUAAACCUGAAAACCAUUAACCGCAGACACAGGUGGAGAUUUGCUAUUUCACAAGGUGGUCUAGUUAGGGGAGCUUGCAUGGGCGACACCAGCAGGAGGCUAGCAGCACCCACCUGUCACUCAAAUCUUCCACGAAUCUUAUUUACUUUGAGACUUUGUGUAAGUCAAUGGGAAAAAUGUAAAUAAUUUCAUUUUGUGUAACGUUUUGCUCAGUUUUUGCCACAUCUGAACCCCCCUCUCUUUGGUAAAAUGGUUUGGUCCUGCCUUCAAACAGUCGUGAAUGUUCAGCUACAUAAUAUGCAGUUGAUUGACACUAUUGAUGAAACCCAAUAAUACAAGUCAGACAGGAGAGAAAAAGACAAAUAACACGGUCUUCAAGCGGUAAGGUUGAUGCACUCAGAGAGGUGGACAUAAACCUACAGGUUAUCGCUGUAUUUUAGACGACCUUUGUACUGAAACAAGCCAACUUCUUUGGUUCACUUUUUUCGGUACAUCAUCCCUUGAGGUCCAGACCUAACAAGCAGCUUUAGGCUCAGGUGCUUCUUUUUCCUCACCCUAAUGCUCCCACCACCAAAAAACGGCCUUCCCCCAAGCUAAAGGAGGUGAGCAGACUACAUCUCUCAGACUUGACGAAGUUAUCUGUCAUAUUAAAUACAACAAAACUUAAAAUCACUGCUUUCAGUGAGAACAAUUUUAACUUUUUAAUGUUUUUCCACAUAAGGACCAUUACAUGAAACUAACAGCCUUGAUCUAAAUUGGAUGCUGGAAGUUUGAAUCAUUUGAUGACUCACUCUGUACCAAAGUGACAGCCACACACACCACCUACAUAGGGUAUCAGUUUUUCAUCAAAUAGUAAAUUCAACUGAAGGCACACUGUUGCCUGUGUUCUUUGUUGUGCUGUAUUUUCACUGCUCACUGCUGUUAAGACAGGAAAUAUUUGGCCACAAACAAGUAAAGCCUUGUGUAAAAUCCUGAAUGGGUUGUGUGCUGUAAGACUAGGUUGAUGUGGCAUGUGGUGGACUUAUCUGACCAUAGGACAGAUAGGGCUGAUGGUUCCACCUUUAAAGAAAUGUGUUAGUGAGCUUUUUCAGUCUCAAAAGCUGAAAAAUCACAAGCCUAAGUGUUAGAAUUAAGAUUUUGAUAUACUUGUCUUUGUAUAAAUAAUCUGACACUCUGUGAAGACAUGGCAUGUUUUCAGCAAUCUUUCAGCAAUCUGCUGUAAUGCAAAGUUAACUAUCACUCUUGAAUGGAGAUGUAAAAGCUUUUCACGUUGAGUUUCUUGCUCCUUGAACUGCUCUGAAACCAUUGUAGUCUGCUAGAUUUCAUAUACUCAAUUUUUCAUCUGGACUUAAUCUAGUCCUUGUUUUACAGUCAUGUACAUCACUUUUCCAUUAAACCCCAACUGCAUUUUGCCGCAUGAUUUCAUGUUCAGGACCCAGAGAAUAUUCUGACAUAGAAUAUAAGCGUAGCAUGGUGGUGGCAGCCUUGUGAAAUGGCUGUUGUGUUUCUGUUUGAAUUUGCUUUCCUGCCCUGGAAGUCCCAUCAGCAGCAACAUUAGCAGUCACUGCUCUCCAGGUGUCAGAGCAGUGAAACACAAAAGGUCCAAAACACUCAGCAACAGAGGAGAAAAUACCAAUAGAGGCAAGCUUUGGAGAGGUGUAUGGGCAUUGCAUAUUGUUUUCCAGGUGAUAAGUGGCAGAGGCUACAGAUGACUGGCUAUCGGCUGAGGUGUCAGUGCAUUGGUGUAAACUGUGACUGUAACAGAAACCUUUGUGUCUGACAAAUCUGUCAGCUGCACAAGCAGAGACAUUGCUCUUAUAAUUAUUACCAAGGCUAUCUUCCUUGAUUGAGAGUAACUGUGUGCUGUGAAUGUGACUUCCUUGGUCAUGUGUGUGGUUUUGAUUAAGUACAACAAUCCCUUUCUGCUUAAUGCAACUGCUUGCUUACAUGCUUCCAAUUAAUACUGUUGUUCCAGUUUGAGCCUGAUGAAGUAUAUCUCUUCAGCACACCCUGCAAUACAUGGAGCUUAAUCAGUCAAAGCAGCAGUGCUGGCAGAUACACGCUGCCUAAUCAAUGCGAACCUCAUUUUAAGAACCCAAUAGAUCAGAUGGCGUAAUAGUUUUCAUACCGCUUGUAUGAGAGAGUUACCUCCGCAUGAGUCACUGGCUGAGUGAGGAGGUGGUCAGCCCCCGCUGUGAGAGGCUUCAUUUCAUUCACAUCCGUUUGUGAAUGCCCACUUCUAAGCUAAUGGAUGCAAUGUUAAUGAGAGAAAAAAAGAGUGAAGAAUACUGAUAUUUCUGCUUAUUAAUGCCACUUUGAAGAGCUGUGGGGUCUGCCUAUCAGUGUCACCUUUGAGUUAAAGCAGAGACUGUUCGGGGGAGAAGCCAUGACAGAGAUUUUCAUAGCAGAUUCAGCCAGAAAAAAAAGCAGAUUAUGGGUAAGAGUGACAAGACUACUUGACAGAAAAUAAAUCUGUUUCAUGAUAUCCUCGAUCAUUCAAAUGUAAGAUGUAGAGAAAAAAAGGUGAACGCCAGCCACUGUAAUGCAGCAUGAUACAUUUUUGCUGGUAACCUGGUUUGUCAUGUUUGUUUCUUUUUGGUUAGUGGUUACUUUCAUGGUCAAUAUUUGACGAACUAAAUGCAAAUAUCUACAGGUCCUUCCCAUUAACUGUUGAGUGAUAUAUAACCACCGCCUCCUCUG
Molecule: messenger RNA, 17242 nt
Organism: Xyrichtys novacula (pearly razorfish)
Lineage: Eukaryota; Metazoa; Chordata; Actinopteri; Labriformes; Labridae
Source: the annotation of a GenBank genome assembly